Molecule: messenger RNA, 921 nt
Organism: Diaporthe amygdali
Lineage: Eukaryota; Fungi; Ascomycota; Sordariomycetes; Diaporthales; Diaporthaceae
Exons: 2
Coding region: 1-921 (306 amino acids)
Biological process (GO): SRP-dependent cotranslational protein targeting to membrane
Cellular component (GO): cytoplasm
Molecular function (GO): GTP binding
Source: RefSeq, a predicted model, not a curated record
AUGGCGAGUACUCCAGACGUGCCCCUGCAGUCGCGAAUUAUCGACGACAAGUCUCCAAAGUGUAUCCCCUUCAUCCUCGAGCGCCUCAAAGCCCACCAGGCGCAACAAUCUGCCGGCGGCAAUGAGAGCAGGCCGUUCGUGAUAGGGCUGAACGGGGUCCAGGGCGUGGGCAAGACCACCCUCGUCAAGGCCCUCGCCGAGACCCUCCAGCAGCGGGAGAUGCUGCAGACCAUCGUCGUCAGCAUAGACGACUUCUACCUGCGCCACCAGGACCAGCUGGACCUCGCCGCCGCCCACCCGGACAACGCCCUGGUGCAGUGCAGGGGCGAGCCAGGCACGCACGACACCGAGCUCAUGCGGGACGUCUUCACCUCGCUGGUCAAAGCCCAGCCCACCCACAUCCCACAGUACGACAAGUCUGCUUUCAACGGGCUGGGAGACCGCUCGCCUAAGUCAGCCUGGAUCCCAGUCAACCAGCCCGGCCAGCCCACCGUGCAGGUCGUGCUGCUCGAGGGAUGGUGUGUCGGGUUCAGGAGUAUCGCCCACGAUGUCAUCGAGGCCAAGUGGAGAGCACCUAGUCGGACGCUGCACAGCCACAAGCUCGAGGACCUGUUCUUUGUCAACGAUCAGCUGAAGGGGUACGACAUUGUGACUGACCUGUUCGAUGCGUUCAUUCAUAUCGAUGCCGAGAACACGGAGUAUGUCUAUGACUGGAGACUGCAACAGGAACGGCAACUGAGGCAGGAGAAGGGGUCUGGCAUGACGGAUGAGCAGGUGGUCAAGUUCGUGGACGCCUAUUAUCCGGCAUAUGAGCUGUUUUCGGACGCGGUCAGGAAAGGAAUAUUUGUGGACCGCAAGGGCUGUCAGUUGCAGCUGACCGUAGGUAAGGACAGGAGUGUCAUCGACAAGUUGGUCAUCUAG